Messenger RNA from Aureobasidium pullulans EXF-150, 1992 nucleotides. RefSeq lists its product as uncharacterized. The coding region runs from base 448 to 1875 and encodes 475 amino acids. Gene Ontology annotation, molecular function: structural constituent of ribosome. NCBI's taxonomy places the organism in Eukaryota, Fungi, Ascomycota, Dothideomycetes, Dothideales, Saccotheciaceae. The transcript has 2 exons. Gene Ontology annotation, cellular component: mitochondrial small ribosomal subunit. The record is from RefSeq and is a predicted model, not a curated record.
CACGGGAGUAAAAAUGGACAGAGGACGGUCAGGUUUCUUAUUGCACACAUAUAUCCCUUUUCUUAAAAUUUGACGACGACAAGAAUGAAACACUUCAAACAAACAAACUUAUGGGUGUCCUAGCAAUCUGUGACUGUGUUAUGAGUUGAUGUAAAGCGCAUGAUGUUUGCCUAGUCAAUGCAUGCCAGCUCUACGAAAGGGAAUGCCACGAUUGAGCUCUCAGUGGGCGCCCUUUUAACCUCCAUGUAUUCUUACAGCUAGCGAUUAUCGCGGCAUAUGGAAUUUAUAUAUUUUGUGUAAGGGGAGCAAUAAGUUAUGCAAUAAGUUAUGCAAGCAGUAAUUAUGAUGCUCAUCCAUCGGCGAGCGGCUUGGCGAGAUGCGGACUUGGGAAACUUUGAAAGUGUAUGAGCGUACAGCAGGCGCAAGCACAUUCACCGUGUCGCAAACAUGUCUGGAUCAAUCUGUCUGCGGUGCCUUGCCAGGCCGGCAGUGAGCACAUUAGAGCAGAGCUCACUACGAAUUUCAGCACAGGCGACAGCAGCUUUCUCGACAAGCGCGCCUUUGGAAGCCAACCCCGUCAAGAAGAAGGGUGCCGUCGUCGUUAAGCCCGGCCGCGGUGCUAACGCAUCAUUCAGCAAGCAGGGAAAGAUCAGAAAGGGACAAGCUGGAGGAAGAACAGGAAAGCCGCCAGGAGAGGGAGAACGCAAAGCGAUUCGCAAGAGAGUCGUUCUGUCCAACACCAACGCCGUCGAGGUCCAGGGACUUGACAACCUCUCUGCCACCAACAUUCACGAUGCCGCUAUCGAGGGUCACGUCAUGGGACUCAGCAAUGAGGUGAUUGACGCUCUGCGCGCAACCGAAGCUUUCAAGCCAACUCAAGGAUGGAGCCUUUUCCGAAGACCAGCAACAUUGGUACGCAAAGAGACGGCAGAGGUCGCUAGGUUGAUGAAGGAUGUCGAGUCCAAGAAGACUUCAGUACGCCGUGUCAUAUACGGAGAGCGUGGCUCAGGAAAGAGUGUUCUGGCUUUGCAGGCCAAGGCCAUGGCUCUGCUCAAGGGCUGGAUCAUCGUACACAUUCCCGAAGCCAAGGAGUUGAUCCUGGGACACACGUCCUACGCACCCUCAAACGAGCCCGGCAUCUACAACCAACCACAUUUCGCAGCGGCCAUGCUAGGCCAGAUCGCCAAAGCAAAUCACUCAGUCCUCUCCAAGCUGCGUCUGUCAAAACAGCACGACCUCUCCAUUCCCGUCCAGUCAAACAUCUCUCUCGACCGUUUCGCCAUGAUGGGUGCCCAAGACCCAGAUAUCGCCUCCGAAAUCUACAACGCCCUCUGGUCUGAAUUGACCGCACCCUCGCAGAGCGGUGAAGGCCUGAAGCGUCCUCCCGUCAUCUUCACUAUCGACUCCAUUGCCCACGUCAUGCGCGACUCAGCAUACAUGAACCCUGACGUCGAGCCCAUCCACGCCCACGACCUCGCCAUCGUGAACCACUUCUUCAAGCUGCUGUCUGGCAAGGAAACCCUCUCAAAUGGCGGCAUCGUCCUCGCUACAGACUCUGGCAGCAACAGACCUGGUGUCCCUGGCUUCGACCAUGCUGUCGCUCUCAACGCAGCUCUCGCACAAAAGAAGGACGCUCCUCAAUGGGACCCUUGGGUUAAGGUUGACCAGCGUACAAUCGACAUCUUGAACGGCGUCGAUGUAUGGCAGAUCAAGGGCUUGAGCAGAGAAGAGGCCAGAAGCAUCAUGGAAUACUAUGCCAAGAGUGGUAUGCUGCGUCAAACCGUCAACGACAACUUGGUCGGUGAGAAGUGGACUUUGAGCGGUGGUGGCAUCAUCGGCGAGCUCGAGAAGGGCACUGUCAAGACUCGCAUCUAGAGGAAGAACAUGUUGAUGUCAAAUGUAGAUGUAUUCUGUAUGUAUUAUUUUCAUCUUUGUAUAAUUGAACAAGGCUUCAAAAUCAAGGGCGUUCUUUUUUGCCUUGACCACUCGCUC